Messenger RNA from Rhododendron vialii, 1496 nucleotides. Its product is annotated as magnesium transporter MRS2-F-like. NCBI's taxonomy places the organism in Eukaryota, Viridiplantae, Streptophyta, Magnoliopsida, Ericales, Ericaceae. Bases 95 to 1297 code for a protein of 400 amino acids. The record is from RefSeq and is a predicted model, not a curated record. Gene Ontology annotation, biological process: magnesium ion transport; transmembrane transport. Gene Ontology annotation, molecular function: magnesium ion transmembrane transporter activity. The transcript is spliced from 6 exons. Gene Ontology annotation, cellular component: membrane.
GAUCAGCAAUAUCAUCUCUGUAUCAUAGUGCAUUAUUCGUUGAAUUUAUCGAGAAUAAAAUAAAAUUAAUUAUUCAUCGAUCGAAUGAUUUUGAAUGAUGGUUAAAUGGCUUCCUUCAGACUCCCGAACACCAAGACCAAGAUCAAGGUACGACUAUACACUCAUGGAGGAUCAGGAUGAUUCAAACUCUGAUAAGGAGCUCACUCAGCUGGCACAUCCUCCUCCUCGUCAGGCGUCGAGGCGAACCACCAACAUCGCGACAAAGUCCUGGCUCGUGAUUUCGGUGUUCGGGGAGGCGCGGGUAGAGGAGGCCGGGAAGCACCACAUCAGGCGCAGGACUGGGAUUCCGGGGCGGGAUCUGAGGAUUCUUGAUCCGGCGCUCUCAUACCCGUCUUCCGUGCUUGGCAGGGAGCGCGCCAUUGUGGUGAACUUGGAAAACAUCAAAGCCAUCAUCACUGCAAGUGAAAUGUUGCUCCUCAAUCCUAGGGAUCCCAGUCUUUCUCCUUUCGUUAGCGAUCUUGAGCACAAGCUUUGCUAUCUUGAUAAUUCUAAUUUGCGUUCUAACGGUAAUGAGGGGACUGAUCAAAAGUCAAUGGAGGAUUCACCAGCUUUCCUAUCAAAAAAUGGUGGUACUUCCAAGGUCCUGCCUUUUGAGUUCAGAGUGCUUGAAAUUUGCCUGAAAUUUGUUUGCAAGUGUCUAGAAUCCGAGGCUAGCACACUAGAGCAAGAAGCAUAUCCAGCUUUGGAUGAAUUAUCAGUGAGAGAUGAACUUGAACAUUUGCUCGAUGAUGAUAUGGAUAUGGCGGAAAUGUACCUUACCGAUAAGCAUAAUAAGCAGCAUGCCGAAGAACCGGAACCAAAAGAUGAUACCGAGGAUGACAGCGAUGAAGACGGAGGGAGCAGUAGAAGUAGCAGUGCAGACUUAAGUGGCCAGAAGCCAAAAGUUGAAGAGUUGGAGAUGUUAUUGGAAGCAUACUUUGCUCAACUGGAAGGAGCCUUGAGCAAACUAUCCACUAUGCGCGAAUACGUCGAUGAUACAGAGGACUACAUCAACAUCAUAUUGGAUGAGAAGCAGAACCAGCUUCUGCGAAUUGGAGUUGUAAUGAGCACAGCAAUUAUGCUUCUGAAUAUAGGCAUUGUGAUUGCAGGUAUAUAUGGGAUGAACAUCCGCAUACCACUCUUCGAUUACGGUGUCCCUAUGCAGUUCAAUAUGACCACUUUUGGGGUUAUCGCCGGCAUUGUUGUAUCGUUCUCUGUGGCCGUCCUAUCCAUCAAGAAAAAAGGGUUGCUUGGAUAAUUGAAUACGAACCAAACAGAGACUUAUGCGUCGUGUUCAAAUCUUACUGUAAUAAGAAAAACCACUCAGGGAGAGAAAAAAAAAAAACAGUGAGUACUGGUGUAGCUAUUCUAACUAAAGUAUGAUGCCAGUUGCUAGAUUCUGGCGAAAGGGAGAAAUUUUGUUUUCCUGCAAAAUCACAUGAAAACAAAUUUUAUUU